AUGCCGAUAUGGAAUGCGGACGAAGAGGCAAAGAAGAUCACUAGUUUCGUACAGAGGUUGUCGUGGUCGAUUCAGAGCUUCAUGGUGGAAGGCAUGUUGGCAAUCGAGUUCGCUCUGGAUGAUCAAGCGCGUAUACUCAAAGAGAACGCACAGCGAGUCGAGAAGAAGCUGGAUUCCAUACAGGACGAUGGUCGGCGCCCCCAAUUGCUUCCCCGCCCAGACGGUACAUCGGUACCACUGUACGCGGUGUCGGCGCGAUUCGACUGUGGCCCGGAACGUGCAGCCUGUCUGGAAGAGACGCGUACCGACAUCUUGGACAGAAUCUCCACCUGGGCAUCAAGCCAGCACACGCCUAGUAACAACCCCGGUCCUGCUCCAGACUCCAGUCACGAUGAGCCCGAUAUUUCAUGGCUGAACGGCCAGGCCGGCUCAGGCAAGACGACGAUUGCGUACACCAUCGCAGAGCGAUGUCAAGAACAAGGCAUUCUUGGCGCAAGCUUCUUCUGCUCUCGGUCCGAUACCGACUGCAGCAAUCCCUUGAUGAUAUUCACGACAAUCGCGUACCAGCUCGGACUGUUCCACCGGCCUCACAAGGACCUGGUCGCACAGGUACUCCAGAAGGACCCUCUGAUUGUAUACUCCAGCGUCACCCGCCAAUUCGAGGAGCUGAUAUUGCAGCCGCUGACCCAGCUCCGCGAUAGCUUUCCACCAUGCGUCGUAGUAAUCGAUGCGCUCGACGAAUGUCGAGACUCCCAAGUUACGUCUGCGGUGCUGUCUACUCUCCUGAAGCACGCGGAAGAUAUCUCCCCCCUCCGAUUCUUCAUCACUAGUCGCCCCGAGCAGCACAUUGUCGGCAGCUUCGACACUCCCGACUAUCGCAAUGCGUUUGGGAAGCUGGUUCUGCAUGAGAUCUCAUUACCGCUUGUCACCGUGGACAUCACUCGCUACUUUACCGCAACCCUAUCUGAUAUUAGAAGGCGAUUCAAUCUGCCAGAGUCGUGGCCUGAGAAGGCGGACAUCGAGACGCUGAGCAAGAUGGCCAAUGGGCUGUUCAUAUUUGCUGCGACCGCGGUCAAGUUCAUCGGAGACCGGAACUACAACGACCCCGUGGGACGGCUCAAGAUGCUUACGUCCCCUGUGAUUCCCCUCGGAUCUCAUCGGCUGCUCGAUUGGCUGUAUCUGCAGGUGCUCGACACCGCAUUUCCUGAGAUCUCGAGGGGCCUGUCGGGACGUAUCAAGUCAGUGCUCGGCUCGAUCGUCGUGGCCCAAGAUCCUCUCCCCAUUGCAAGCCUCGCGAGUCUAACAGGGCUCACUUCUGACACGGCAUACACGUCCCUUCUAGGACUGCACUCCGUCCUCGUGGUGCCAUCCUCUGAGUCCAACAUCCGCAUCAUCCAUCCAACCUUUGCUGAAUUCCUGCUCGACUCGGAUCGCUGCACGAGCCGGUCAUUCGUCAUCAAUUCGCGGGCGCAGCACACACUGCUGCUCCGUGGAUGCCUAGGGGCGCUGAAAGAGCUCAAGCGAGACAUUUGUGACAUCCGGGACCCGUCUGUGCUCAACGUUGAGAUCUAUGACCUAGCUAUGCGUGUGGAGAGGGCGAUCCCGCCACACUUGAGAUACUCGAGUCGGCACUGGUACACUCAUUUGGUGGGCGGCGAGGUCUCGGACGAGAUCCUGGAUGGGCUGUUGGAAUUUUCGCAGAAGGACCUGGUGCACUGGGUCGAGGCAUGCAGCCUACUUGGAGUUCUCAGAGAUGCAAUCUCUGGGCUGAGUGAGUCGCAGCGGAAGCUUAGGGACGUGGAUGAUGGGCGAGCCAGGAGGACUGUGCUCCUGUUGAACGACUGCGAGCGGCUGAUUGUUGGCUACUUUCCUGCAAUCAGUGGUUCAGCACUGCAGUUGUACUACUUGAUCCUGUCACUCGUUCCAAAGGACACGACGCUUGGGCAGAUCUACGCACACGAAUGUCUCGCGGAGAGCUCGGUCAAAGUUGUUGGGGGCGUGGCAGACUCGUGGGACGCUUGCUUGGGCACAGUCACCGCACACGAAGGCGCACGGGUCCGGGCCAUCGACUUUGCCCCUGAUGGCAGGACGAUCGUCUCUUCGGGCGAGGACGGCAAGAUACGGAUUUGGGACGCGCUUACGUGCGCCCUGGUUCUCGUCUUCUCCCAUCAUUCCGGCUACGUUUUCUCUGUCAGGUAUUCUCCAGACGGUGCUCGCAUUGCCUCCGCUACCGGUGACCGCAUAGUCAAGAUCUGGGACGCUGUGUCCGGCGUGCUUCUCCGCACCCUCGAAGGGCACACGGAUGGGGUCUGGUGCGCAGUCUUCACGCCCGACGGCAGGCGCAUCGUGUCUGGCUCCUGCGACCAUUUCAUCAAGAUCUGGGAUGCUGAGACAGGAUCGUGUGUGGCAACUUUGACCGAACACCAAGACUCGAUCGGAUCCGUUGCCGUGUCUCCGGAUGGCCUUUGGAUGGCGUCGGGUGCACAUGACUUAGUCUGCCUGUGGAGCAUGGAAGCGCCGUACAUUCAUCGCGUCUUGCUGAAGCGGAAACGCGAGAACUUAUUCUAUUCCGUCGCCUUCACACCAGACAGCUCCAAAGUUCUGACUGCCUCAAAGGGGGCAGGGAAGGUGUCCGUCUGGGAUGUAAAGAUCGCCGAGCGCCUCUAUAACCUCCGGCCAUCGGGCCAGCCAUCCCCGUCCAUCCGCAGUCCCAGCUUUUUCCCAGCCGGAGACAAGUUUGCAUAUGGAUCGGGGGAAUCUGUCGUCGUCUUAGACCUUGCUCAUGGCGAGACUCGACAAUCGUUCGCCGGUCACACCGACGAUGUCACCUGUGUCACCUAUAACCGAGAUGGGACUCGCAUCGCGUCUUGCUCGUACGAUGGCACCGUCCGACUGUGGAACGCGACGCAGGACGCAGUCAACAUGCCGCGGCACAGGAACACUGUCAGGUCAUCCACACCGUCUAGCAAGGAGCCAGUGGAUUGUCGCUUGACCGUUUUCUCUCAGAACGGAAGUCGUGCGCUGCUGACGCGCGACAAUAAUUCGACCGAAGUGUACAAGACCGAUAGAUGGGACUGGGCAUACAAGCCUCUGUCCUUACCCUCAGAAUGCACCCACUACGCGGCGUUCUCACCAGACGAUGCGGUGAUUCUUACAGCGUCAGAAGGGAAAAAUGGCGAGGUGACACUGUGGGAUGCUGCUUCUGGGUCACUGCAGGUCCGAUGGAAACGUGUGGUGUACAUUAUGCACUGGGCCAUUUCUAUUCAGAGCACGCUCAUGUGGAGCGGCGUGUUGAGCUACAUGUCGCACUGCUUCGGUGGCCAGUCGUCGCCGAUCAUGUUCUCGCCAGACAGCCGAUAUCUGCUCACAGGGACCAUCUCCACAGCCAGUAACUCUGGAAAGCACACUGCUUGUCUCUGGGAUGUCGCGACGGGAAAACUCAUCCGCGAGUUUGUCGGACACAGUCACGAUGUUCUCUCCGUCGCCUUCUCCCUCGACGGCAGACGCAUCGCAACAGGCUCCCUCGAUAGGACUGUGAUGAUUUGGGAGGUCGCCACCGGAGCGCGUGUUGCGACGUGUAGCAGACAUGGCGUUUGGGUACACUCAGUCGCCUUCUCUCCGAAUGGAGAGCGCGUCGUGUCGGGAGGUCAUGAUCAUUGCAUUCUCACGUGGAGUGCAGAGGGAGGGGAGUUGCUUCAGUCGUUCGAGGGGCACACGAGCUUGGUAACGUCGGUCGCCUUUACUCCCAAUGGGGACGUCGUCAUUUCCUCCUCGAACGACAACACCAUGCGACUCUGGGACGUCAACACGGGCGCUUGUCUCCUCGUCCUCAACCCAGAUACCUGGGGCAGCACUGUGCGACUGUCCCCUGACGGCUCCGGCAUCCUAGUUGGCGACGACGAUCGACUCGUUCAGCUAUGGGCACCUCUCGAUGUAGACGCGCAGGCGACGACAUCGCUUCCUUGGCUCCCGCGUCGGACCUGGCCCGUGUACUACAUCGACGACGGCUGGCUCUUCUCGAUGAUGCCGACGCGACGAACGCGAAUGUGCUGGCUACCGGUGGACUGGCGGGGCUUGGCGGGGUAUGACAGGCAGAAUGUUCUGUUUAAAAGGCAGGGUGCUCAGCUUAAUUUUCCAGGAUUGAGCAGCUACCCCGAGAGCCCGCGCACUGAUCGCACAUAGUAGUGCCAUAUCUAAAGUAUUGGCUAUAUUCAUAUCAUCUCUAUU
This is a messenger RNA of Phanerochaete carnosa HHB-10118-sp, 4227 nucleotides long. RefSeq lists its product as uncharacterized. NCBI's taxonomy places the organism in Eukaryota, Fungi, Basidiomycota, Agaricomycetes, Polyporales, Phanerochaetaceae. The transcript has 7 exons. The record is from RefSeq and is a predicted model, not a curated record. The coding region runs from base 1 to 4182 and encodes 1393 amino acids. Gene Ontology annotation, molecular function: protein binding.